CUUGAAAGCUGUAGUCUUGUGAGAGUGAGAGGGAGAGAGAUAUGGCGGCGAGCUCAGGCUACAAGGAGUAUGCUGCCGGGUUCGUCGCCGGAGUCGCCACCGUGGUCACCGGCCACCCCUUCGACACCGUCAAGAUGCAGUCAAUCUCGUCGUUCGCUCGAUCAGUGGCUUCACCCCGAAUGGUGGGAAAGCGAAUCCAAUUCGGCCCUUCUGUUGUCAAAGUUUCGAGCUUUCUUGAUUGGAAAUCUUUCGAUUGUAGACGUCUUGUUGCGAUGAUGUGGCAAGUUACGUACUUGACUGGCUAAUUAAAAUGCUGCAAAAAUGCUCUUGGAACUUAGUAGCUUGAUCUGAACUUGCUUGAGAGUUGAAGGGUCGCUCGUUGGAGUCGCUUAUCGUUCCGGUUGAGGCAAUAUUUUGGAGUUUUGAUGCAUUCUUGAUGGCGGAGUUGGCAUCACGAGUUGGCGAGACCAACCAAAAGAAAAAGGCUACGAAAGUGCAUUAUCUCUGCAUUUUUUGAGUGCGCAAGUUGGGCAUUCCUUGAUUCUCAAGGCAUUAGUUGCUUGGAUUGGUUGGUGGCUAAAAGUUGUGGGAGUGAAAUUGUAGUGAAGCUUCAAAAACACAACACUGAAGUUGGUGAAAUCAAGUAUAGAAAUGGUUUACACUGUGCUGCACGAGUCCUCAAAACUGAAGGAGUUAAAGGUUUGUAUAGAGGAGCUACUUCAUCCUUUGUUGGAAUGGCCUUUGAGAGUUCACUUCUUUUUGGAAUUUAUUCACAAACAAAACAGUCCUUGCAGGCAUAGGGGCUUGCAAACUGAUUUGCCUCAACCCCGAGUUAUCAUUCCUGCCGCAGCUUAUGGUGGAGCAAUGAUCAGUUUUGUAUUAUGUCCAUCUGAGCUGGUGAAGUGUAGGAUGCAAGUCCAAGGUACUGAUUCAGUUGUUCCAAAAUCCAGUAGAUACAGUGGUCCUCUAGAUUGUGCCAUCAAAACCGUAAAAGCUGAUGGGGUUACAGGAAUUUUUCGUGGAGGCUUUGCCACAUUGUUGAGGGAAUCCAUAGGAAAUGCCGUCUUCUUUAGCACUUAUGAGUAUGUUCGCCAUUACAUGCACUUGCAAUUGCAUCAGAACUCUGAUUCAUCUCAGCGCAGACAUGUCGUUGAUAUUGGUAUUGGGGUCGUGACUGGUGGGCUUGGUGGUAUAGCUUUUUGGUGUGCUGUUUUGCCCUUGGACGUGGCAAAAACGAUAAUUCAGACUGCCCCUGAUCGAAAUGAUCCAAGAAAUCCUUUCAGAGUCUUAAGCUCAGUAAGUGAUCAUAAUCGUAUUCAUCUAGCUGCCUGUCAAUGUCAUGUCACUAUACAAUCCGGCAUUCCUCCUUCAUUUAAGUUAGGACUUCUAUUGUUUAAUCUUUUUCUGGCUGUAGAUUUAUGGGAGAGCAGGACUUAGAGGGUGUUAUGCAGGAUUUGGUCCGACGAUAGUUCGGGCAUUUCCUGCUAAUGCAGCUGCCAUUGUCUCCUGGGAACUGGCCAUGAAAAUUUUAGGUAUUCGGCGUGACUGAGGGGUAUCCAUUCAUUGGGUGGAAAUUUUCAGAUACUUAUGUUGCUGCUACUGAUUGCAAAAGCAUGGGAGGUUCUUUGACAAUAGUGAAUUUAUUUGGAGGGAGAAUGGCCUUUCCCUUUUUCAUUUGAUUCUAUGACUGAUUACUACGGUUUUCAACCUUUUUAAACUAACUAUUUGGUUAGGUGGAUGUGUGUUUUACCGGUAUCUUGAUUCUGGGAUUGUAAACUUUUAAGUUCAGUCAAUCUGUAUAUUACUUCAAAAGAUCAGAGAUGAUCAGGAAAA
This is a messenger RNA of Syzygium oleosum, 1833 nucleotides long. Its product is annotated as mitochondrial arginine transporter BAC1. Lineage: Eukaryota; Viridiplantae; Streptophyta; Magnoliopsida; Myrtales; Myrtaceae. Bases 652 to 1437 code for a protein of 261 amino acids. The record is from RefSeq and is a predicted model, not a curated record. The transcript has 8 exons. Gene Ontology annotation, biological process: mitochondrial L-ornithine transmembrane transport. Gene Ontology annotation, molecular function: L-ornithine transmembrane transporter activity.